Molecule: messenger RNA, 1338 nt
Organism: Dictyostelium discoideum AX4
Lineage: Eukaryota; Evosea; Eumycetozoa; Dictyosteliales; Dictyosteliaceae
Exons: 5
Coding region: 1-1338 (445 amino acids)
Biological process (GO): vesicle-mediated transport
Cellular component (GO): Mon1-Ccz1 complex
Source: RefSeq, a predicted model, not a curated record
AUGUCAGUGCCAAUAGUUGAAACCUCAUUACAUUAUUUUGUUAUAUAUUGUUCCAAAUUGGGUCAAAAAGAGGGUACAGAACAUGAAAAGAUAUUAUUUUUCUAUCCACCAACAAUUAAUAUUGGUGAACAAACUAAUUCAGUUGGUAUUUCCGAAGCAUAUGUUUUAUUUACAAAACAAUUUUCACCAGGUCAACCAUGUGAAUUUAUACAUACAAAGAAGAGUACAUUAGCAUUAUUACAUCCAGAGGAGGAUAUAUGGAUGGUAUUAUCAGUUUAUAAUCCAACAGGUAUAACAGGUAAAGAUAAUAAGAGAGAGUAUAUAGAGGAUGAGGUUGAUGAUAUAAUAUUGAUGAAAACUAUACAACAAAUCUAUCAGACUUGGCAAACAUUCAAUGGUAGUAUCAUGUCAUUAGCAUCGAAAACAUCUUAUGACAAUGUUAGAAAACGAUUAGAAUCAUUCGUUAAACCAUACAUACAACAAAUUCAAUUCGAUCAAUUAGAUUUAUUCACUUCAUUAGAUGGUAUUAAAUUCUUACCAUUAAAUAAGAAUGUUUAUUUAACAAUAUUUGGUUAUAUCAAUUCUGUGGAUUUACAUUUUCAAUCGACUCUAUCUUCAUUUCGUUUUGGGUUAGUCUUGUAUAAAGAUAAUUUAAUUCUAUCAUCUUUAGAACAAAAUGAAACUAGAAUACUCUAUAACUAUCUCAUCAAUAUGGUUAAAGUUGGUCCUGAUAUUAAUUCUUCAAAUUCAAUGAUCGUUAAAAAUAAUUCAAAUAAUAUACCAAUUUGGCAAACUAAAGGUGUAAGAACAGGGUUUAUGAUACAAAAAGAUUCAUUACCAAUGGUAUGGUUAGGUGGUAAACCACAAGCAAUGAUUGUAUAUGAACAAAAGGAUACAUUUUUAUUAUUCUUAAUUGAUCCAUCUGAUUUACCUCAAUUACCAUUUGAAGAUUUAUCAGCUUCAUUGGUUCAAAAUUUCGAAUUUGUAAAUCUAACUUUAGAACAACAUUAUGCAAAAAAAGCAAAUUUUGAUGAACAAUAUAAAUAUAUUUAUUUUAAUCAAAUGAAUUUAGCAAUAAGAUCACCAAUUAAACCAAAAGGACCAGAAUUAAAUAAAGAAACAAUGAAAUUAUUAAAUGAAAUUCAUGCAGAUUUUGAGGGUGGUUUAUCAUCUGAAAUCAUCGUUAAAACUCAGCAAGAUAGAUGGAUAGUUGCAAAGAAAAUAGAUUUUAGAGAAUUCUAUAUAAUGUUUGAUAAUAAAAAUUCAAGUAUUUUAGAAAUUAAUGAGGAAGUCAAAAAUGCCACUACCAAAUUCUUUAAAUUUCUGUUCACUGAUUAA